Molecule: messenger RNA, 4796 nt
Organism: Ahaetulla prasina
Lineage: Eukaryota; Metazoa; Chordata; Lepidosauria; Squamata; Colubridae
Gene: NKAIN1
Product: sodium/potassium transporting ATPase interacting 1
Exons: 7
Coding region: 493-1116 (207 amino acids)
Biological process (GO): regulation of sodium ion transport
Source: RefSeq, a predicted model, not a curated record
UCGCCGCCCUCCCUCAUCGACCGGCCUGCCUGCCUGCCUGCCUUCUCAGCCGGCCAAAGGAACGGAGCCCGCUUGCUGAGCGCAGGCGGGGAGCGAAGCAACCUUCCAAAGACAUGGAGCCGGGCUGCCGCUUCCCGCGAGGCUGAGCAACGCCGCGGCGAGGGGCAGCGGAUAUAAAAACGCUUCUCUCGGUCGCUCUCUUUUCCCCGGCCGUCGUUCGGCGACAAGAGAGACAAAAGGCGGCUUGCGGGUGGAGGACGAGGCGCCAGCCUCUCUCGCGCCGGGCGGGCGAUGGCACACAGGAGCCGGCCGGUGCCGCCGCAACCGCAACCUCCGCCGCCGCCGCCGCCGGCUCUGCCGCUUUCGGAUGCCCUCUGAGCCUUGGAGCUGGUGUUGUCACGGGCAACGGGAGGCGCGGCGCUCUUUUCCCGACGGUCACGGCGAAGAGGAGGCUUCUUCUUUUUUUCCUCCCCUCCGGACCACCCGGCGAUCAUGGGCAGAUGCAACGGACGGUGCACGCUGGUCGGCUUCUGCUCCUUGCAACUGGUUGCAGCUUUGGAGAGACAGAUAUUUGACUUCCUGGGUUAUCAGUGGUUGCCGAUCCUGGCUAAUUUUUUACACAUUAUGGCCGUCAUUCUGGGUAUUUUUGGCACCCUUCAGUACAGAUCCAGAUACCUCAUGCUGUAUGCUGUGUGGCUCAUUGUCUGGGUUGGCUGGAAUGCAUUCAUCAUCUGUUUCUACCUGGAAGUCGGACACCUUUCACAGGAUCGAGACUUCAUCAUGACCUUUAACACAUCACUGCAUCGCUCGUGGUGGAUGGAGAACGGUCCUGGUUGCCUGGUGACCCCUGUGAUCAGCUCCAACCUGGCCUUAGAAGACCAUCAUGUCAUCACAGUAACUGGAUGCUUGCUCGAUUAUCAAUAUAUUGAGGUGGUGAGCAGUGCAAUGCAGAUAUUCCUUGCGCUAUUUGGAUUUGUUUACGCCUGCUAUGUCAGCAAAAUGUUUAUGGAGGAGGAAGACAGCUUUGAUUUUAUUGGAGGGUUUGACUCCUACGGCUAUCAGGCACCGCAAAAAAUGUCACACCUGCAGCUGCAGCCUUUAUACACCUCUGGAUAAUUGCUUCCUUGCCUACCUACAGUGAACAAGCCUUUGGGGAGUUUGCAAACAACAAUAACAACGCCAAGCCAAGCCACCAAGAUACAUGGAGCAGGGCAAAGCAUUUUCAAGGCCGUUGCCAAUUCUGCUGGAGAUUUGGUGUUCCCGGAGGGACAACUACGGUGACUUCAUCUUGUCCUUCUCAUCCGUUAAUGCCUUUCAUUUGGUAUCUAAGCAAAAAUCAUGAACCCAUUUGGGAAACUUUGACCAACACUGUUUUUCCAGAUCUAAAAGUUUUCUGCUUAAAAAGACCUCAGAGCCAAAAUGAGCUCAGGACUCCACCUACUGGCCAGGUUGUGUACUGUCACUGGUUCACAACUGGCCAAUCCUGCAAACUUGGGAUCUAAUUCUUUGUCUCCCAAGAUGGGGAGAAUCCUUUUCUAAGCGAGAUCCUUUUUUUUUUUUUUUUUGGUCAGAUUUUUCUUUUGUUGGUUGGUUUUUCUAAAAAAAAUUACUUCUGGGAUACUUCUUGUCUGAGCAAAUGACUUUGAGUGUGUUAAUCUGUAGGUUGCAAUAUUUUGCAAUAACGAAAAGGAGUAAAGAAAUAAAAUGAAUGGAACGUGAAAUAAAAGGUGGGUAAUGGAAAGGAAAGUUGGCUAGGGUUUGAAAUGUGUAACAUGCGCUCCAUCCUUUAGUGAGUAUUUUUUAAGCUGUUUCAUCUUUGGGUGCCUCCAAAUCGACUUCAGAAGCAUUCCAUUCCUGAUUUACAGCCAGAGUUUUCUCUUCCAACCCAGCUUUCAGGUUAAGAGGAAGGGAGAGAAAAGGCAGAGAGAGACAAAAGUGAGGAAAAAAGUGGGGGGAGGGCUGAUAAUGUAGGCUCUAAGAGGAACCCCUGAAAAAACCUAAUCAAAACAUCAGUUAAAGAACAUCAGUUAAACACAUCCAUAGGCAGAAAUAGUUCCUUUUAUCAAAAAAGAUAACGCCAAAUGGAUGCCUAUUUGGGCGUGCAUGGUUUAUUUUUCUUCAGAGGACACCGCCUCUCUUCCACUAAAAGCGUGAGAUGAUGACUUCUCGAUUCUAGAGAUGGAAAAUGGUGUUCUUAUGAAGGGGAGGUAUGAUGCCUGAAGAUCGGUGUAGAAACUGUUUUUGUAUCUCUUUGGGAUUUCUUUUGUGAAGGGGCUUCGGGUCUCUCCUGAGCACCUCUGUGUAAGCCCCCUGUGGUUGAAGGUCAGUGAUGACAAGCAGGCAACCUUGUUCGGUCUUCAGGCUCUGCCACAGAAGAGCUCUCAUAACAUUUUGCAAGAUGUCAACAGUUGUCCCGAGACCUUGCAAGGAAGCACUGGAAAUCCUAUAUGUUUUCACAUUAAAGGAACUGAAGUCUUACAGAAUGUAUGGAUACAUGAAAUAUCAACACUUUGUUUCAAAAAAAUAAUAUUUUAAUGGGGAUGAGCGUGUUUUAGAUGUGCGGUGGACGGCCUAGGAACCCAUGGCUACUGCACUGCAGAUUCUAAUCCAGUGUUUCUCAACCUUGGUAACUUCAAGAUAUAUGGACUUCAACUCCCAGGAUUCUCCAGCCAGCAUGCUGGCUGAGGACUUCUGGGAGUUGGAAGUCCAUACACCUUCAAAGUACCAAGAUCGAGAGACCCUGUUAUAAUCUGCAAUUUCAUAUUCAUACCAUGGGGAUCACAGGAUGGGUCCCACUUGUUUCUAACUUCACUAGCAAAAGCCAAGUACGUCCUUGCAAACCUGUCUUCCAUUUUUAUCCCCCCUCUGCCUUGUAGGGCUAUCCUUUUUUAAUUUUAAAUUUAAAAACACUGAUUUUAAAUCAGUGUUUUUCAACGUGGGCUUUUAACUCCCAGAAUUCCCCAGCCUUUCUCUUCCGAAAGUGGAAAUGAAGAAACUUGUGGCGUUGCUUCAUUCCGACUCCUCAGCAAGGCCUACAUUGGCAGCCCUAAUACAGGUCUGUCCUAAACUUACGGCCACAAUUGAGCCCAAAAUUUCCGUCGCUGAGCGACAGUUUUAAAUAAGUUUUGCCCCAUUGUACGAUUUUCCUUGGCACAGUUUGUUAAGUGAGCAACGCGGUUAUAAAAUGAAUCUGGCUUUCCCAUUGGUUUUGCUUGUCAGAAAAUAGGAGAAAGUUUUUCUUCACUUCAAUUUGAACUAUUACCAUUUUUCCACAAAUAAAUUAUCAUUUUCUUACAUAAUUAUCCAUUGCUUAUCUGUACCUUUCUUCUAACCAAUGGUAAAAUAUCUUAAAAUAUUCUGAAUCCUCUCUUUCUUUAAUCAUCGAAGUUAAUCUGUUCAUUUCUGCACACAUUGAUGCCUUCCCGUAGUUCACGUGAUCAAAAUCCAGACGCUUGGCAACCGAUUCACAUUUACGAUGGUUGGAGUGUAUUUUGGCGACCUUCUGACUAGCAAAGUCAAUGCGGAAACCAGAUUCACUUAACAGCCGUGUUGUUACUAAAUUAACGACAGCAGUGAUUCGCUUAACAAUUGUGGCAAGACAGGUUGUAAAAUGGAGCAAAACUCCCUUAACAAAUGUUUCACUUAGCGACAGAAAUUUUGGGCUCUUAUUCUGGUCAUAAGUCAUCGUAGAAUGAUUGGACCAGGUACUGCGAUUGAACAAUGGUUACAGUAGUGGCCAAAAUUGUGGAAACCUUUUGGGGAAAGUGUAUUUUCUAAAACUAGCUAAUAACACCACUUUUUUUUUGGAGUAGUACCAUAAAAUUAUAUAUCAAUGGAAAGAUAAUUGAAUCAAGAAUGUAAUGCAAUAACUUUUAGGAAGGAUUUGCUAUUAGAAUAGCAGUUACAGUAUAAAGAAGAAAAGUGAAACACGUAGAAAAAACGAGCUAUACAAAAAUUAUCACCAUAGAAAAAACGAGAUAUACAAAAAUUAUCACCAUGUCAGUUAAUAGUUAGGUAACCUUUAGCAUGAAUUAGGGCCUUACAACGUCUUCCCAUGGAGUGAACCAAGACUUUUAGUUCUGCAGCUGUUAUAAUGUGAAAUCAAGAUUGGAUUAACUGGGUUUUAUUGCUAGGUCCCUUCUGACAAGAAGUUUCUUUAGUCGUCUCCAUAGAUUUUCCAUUGGGUUAAAGUCUGGGCUAUUCCUAGCCCAUUCCAGCAGUGGAAUAGGAUUAUCUUGAAACUCCCCCCACCCCCCAGAAAAGUGUUAUUAGCCAUCAAAACGCAAAAAUACACUUUUCCCAAAAGGUUUCCACAAUUUUGGCCACUACUGUAAACAGAUUAAAAGAUGGUGUACUAAGUCUUUCUGAUGUUUCUGUAGCAAUGAUAAGGAAUGCAAUGUUCUGGAGGCCCUGAUAUUUCUGAAGUAUGGAAGCGUGGCCAUAGGGGGAAAAUAGUAGGGGGCAUUUUUGGCAUCAGCAUGGUCAGAAGUUCUCCAUCCCUGCUCUAACCUUCUUAAAAACUUUCUCUGAAACGGGGUCCCUGACUCUCACUGAUGUGCCAGACCAGGGGUCUCCAACCUUGGCAACUUUAAGACUUGUGGACUUCAACUCCCAGAGUUCCGUCCACAAGUCUUAAAAAUUGCCAAGGUUGGAGAUCCCUGUGCCAGACUGCAUAAGCAUAACGUUAUGCUGAACUGCCUUCUGCACCUGCUUUUCAGUGUCUUCUAAACACGAAGUCUAGCCUUAAUCUUGGAUCCUCCUGGAUAAUGUGGACCUAUUACUGUUUCUCAUCUACU